This is a messenger RNA of Thrips palmi, 1906 nucleotides long. It is a transcript of the gene MetRS-m, whose product is annotated as methionine--tRNA ligase, mitochondrial. NCBI's taxonomy places the organism in Eukaryota, Metazoa, Arthropoda, Insecta, Thysanoptera, Thripidae. The coding region runs from base 83 to 1819 and encodes 578 amino acids. Gene Ontology annotation, molecular function: ATP binding; methionine-tRNA ligase activity. The transcript has 7 exons. The record is from RefSeq and is a predicted model, not a curated record. Gene Ontology annotation, biological process: methionyl-tRNA aminoacylation.
GGUUGGUAGGAUUGGACAAAUUCUAUGGCAGAUAGCAGACGACAGGGGCUCUUCGACCCAGGUGUUGUUUAUUUUGAACGCUAUGCCGGUAACGUCGCACUUAAUGAGAUUUCCCUUUAAGUGCAUUGCAAAAAGUUUUCACAGUUCAUGCAGAUCAAAAAGAAAAUUUACAGUGACAACUCCAAUAUUUUAUUGCAAUGCGGGCCCUCACAUAGGACAUUUGUACACUGCUGUCCUUGCUGAUGCUGCAACGCGGUUUCAUAAUCUUUUGGGCGAAAGGGACUCGUGUUUUGUCACUGGCACCGAUGAACAUGGAACUAAGAUUUUUCAAGCGGCUACUGCCAAUAAAAUGUCCCCAAAAGAUUACUGUGACAAAAUCUCAUCCGAGUAUCGUCAAUUGUUUGCAGAGAGUGAAAUUGGUUACACUCAUUUUAUCAGAACCACGCAAGACGAUCAUAUUCAAGCCGUCAAUAGUUUUUGGAAAUGUCUGAAUGAUGGCAACUUUAUUUAUAAAGGCAGCUAUUCUGGUUGGUACUGUGUAGCUGAUGAAGCUUUUUUGACAGAUGCCCAAGUAAAGGAAGGAUCUGCUCAAGGAGAUGGUCACAAGAUAUCUAUAGAUUCAGGACAGCCAGUUGAAUGGACGACAGAGGAAAAUUUUAUGUUUCGUCUGUCAUCUUUCAAAAGUGAUUUAUUAUAUUGGUUGCAAAAAGAAAACGUUGUGAAACCUGAAAACUUCCAUAGAGCACUUGUCAAAUGGCUUGAAGAAAAUGAUUUAGAAGAUCUAUCAGUAUCAAGACCAGCAAGCCGAGUUCCAUGGGGAUUGCCUGUUCCAGACAAUCCAAAUCAUACCAUUUAUGUCUGGCUUGAUGCAUUAGUUAAUUAUUUAACAGCAGCAGGCUACCCAAACAGCCAGAAUUUCACUAGUAAUUGGCCACCAACUGUGCAAAUAUUGGGUAAAGACAUCUUAAAGUUUCAUGGCAUUUACUGGCCCGCAUUUCUCAUGGCUGCAGGUCUAGAGCCUCCUCACCAAUUACUUGUACAUUCUCAUUGGACUGUUGAUUCAGAAAAGAUGUCAAAAUCUCGAGGCAAUGUGGUUAGUCCUCCUUCUCCAACUAGAGGAGAUUCCUUGCAAGAGCUUUUGGCCAUGCGGUAUUUUCUCUUGCGAACAGGCACUCCUCAGAAAGACAACAAUUUUAGUAAAGAGCUAAUGAUUAGUGUGGCAAAUACAGAAUUGAUGGGUGCUAUUGGAAACCUUCUUAGUCGGUGUACUGCUGUAGCUCUGAACCCUAAGCAAGAAUAUCCACCUCAUGAAGACAGGGUUCCCUCCAUUGAGGAGUGGAGCCUUCUUUCAUCGGCAGUUGAAAAGUUACCUGGUUUAGUUAGGAGUCACUACAGUGACUGCAAUUUUUACCUAGGAGUUGUGGAGACCCUAAAAGUAAUAGAUUUAGCUAAUCAGUUUUUCACUCACAUGGAACCUUGGAAAUUCUCAAAAGAACAACUUGCAGCUGGAGUGCAAAAUCCUAUUCUUCACGUCACUAUGGAAGCCUUACGUGUUUGUGGAAUUGCUUUGCAGCCUAUCAUUCCAUCCCUAGCAUCAACUCUCUUGUCCAGACUUGGAGUGCCAGAUAAUUGCAGAAUGUGGCAGGACAUGGAAAAUGUUAGUUGGAAAGGGGGACCUUCUGCUACUGGUUACAAACUUGGUUUGGGAAAUAUUAAAUUAUUUGAAAGAGUAGGUGAAAGUCCCUUGUUAACAGCACAGGCAAAAGUGAAUAGCAAGAAUGUACAAACUAAGAAAAAGAAAAAAGUUUUAGAGGUGUGAAAGUUUUACCAGUAAAAUGAGAUAAAAUCUAAGCUGUAACCAAUGUUUUUAUACAGUGUAAAAAUAAAUUUGAAAAUAACAUGCGUA